AAAGGGACGUGACACAUAUGACAAGUACUGCGUGUUUCCCAAUCGUGUUAGCAUGAAUCCUGAACAAGUUAAAACCUUGAAGUAUGAAGCUCGUAUGCUGAAACCAACAAUUCCUUUCUACGUGUGCACUAUGAAGGAAGGAAAUACCCUGGAAGGCAAAGCAAAAAUGUACUUCACUAGGAAGUUCAGCAAGGCCUACAUCUCAAAGAAUCUUGACCUGCCAGCAAAUGUGAAAGUGUUCUCCAACAAGGAAAGCUGUGGGAAAGUGAGGAUGAUCAUGGGCAAAGGAAAGGCAACAGGUGCACAGAUCACAACAAACUGGAGAGUUGUGGUGGAGAAUACCAGGAUGGAGAUAAAUGAUAUCUUCAUAUUUAGGUUUCGUGUUAGCGCCAAAGAUGGUCUCUUGUUGUUCGUUAAAGAACUCAAGUAAUGACCUAGGCUGCAUUCUCUAAGUACUUGUAAUCAAACUUCUAAGUAGAUGUUGGCUGGAUCUUAAGUACCUGUAAUAGCUAGGCUGGAUCUUAUGGGCUUGUAUAGCUCUUGCUUUUGGUCACUUUGGAGCACCAUCUAUGGUUGCUUUUGGUACUAUGUAUGGUUGCUUUUGGUGGUAUGAAAUGCGAAUUAUGGUU
This is a messenger RNA of Lolium perenne, 629 nucleotides long. The record is from RefSeq and is a predicted model, not a curated record. Lineage: Eukaryota; Viridiplantae; Streptophyta; Magnoliopsida; Poales; Poaceae.